UAUCUUCACGAUGGACGAUGGCAAAGACACCUAUCUAAUACAACAAAAGAAGGAACUAGAAAAACGAAUAUACUGAAGGCUUUUUCGUUGUACAUAUUCUUCAGGGCAUAUCAAAGAGAGAAAUGUGUACCCUAGGGAAGCAGUACAACAAAAAGGCCUUUCUCAUGACCGCGUGUUUGUCCUGCUCUCUUCAUUGUUUUGUUUGCAAUCAGUUCACCAGUAAUCCGUCCUUCGCAGUCAACUAAAAAAAAAAAAAUGUCACACAGAUCACAAGAUCUACCUCUUAUUGGUACAUAAUAAUAAUAUAUACUUACUGGAUUUAUUUUAUAUAAACAGGAGAUAGCCUCAUUAAAUGGUAGAGGGAGAAGGAAGAUAUCCUUCUCUCACUCUCCUCUUCCUUCUCAUUUCUCCCUUUCGUCAUUUCCUCAUUAAACCUACUAGUUCCCUCAUACAUAAUACUUUACCAAUCCCAGUAUCAGGAAAUCGAACACAAAGCAUGUAAAACAAUCCGAUAAGGAAGAAAACGAGUCAUGGAAAAUGAUGUCAUAGAAAACGGGAUACAGUUCACACCGGGGGACCCUCGUGGUAUUUACGGCGCUUGCAAAGAUGUCAACAUUUCUUUCAUCUACCAUGUUGAGGGCACAUGUGAUGGCCGGAUGUCCCUCCCCCUCAUGGUCGUCAUGUUGGUUCUGGGAUUCAUCACUUUCUUCGUCAACCUCGGAGUCAUCAUCAGAACCAUCAAGAUCCUGCGCCACGGCCAUGACAACAAACCCGCCUUCUAUUUUAUAGGAAAUCUCGCCCUAAGUGACCUGGCUAUUGGUCUGUAUGUGAUUAUUGCUUUUCUGAUGCACAUGACUCGCAGAGGUGACCUUUGGCAGCAGACAACGUGUACAUUGCAAAUAGCCGUUGCGGUGACAGCCUGUCAGGAGACAAUCUUCACCAUUGUACUGAUAGCGGUAGAUAAAUACCUUUAUAUCUGCCACGGCCUCAAGUAUCACCAGAUUGUCACAACCAACAGAGUAUAUGCUGCCGUCAUGGUCUCCUGGGUUCUGUCCCUUAUCAUAGGUUGGCUUCCGGCCAUGGGGAUGCAGAUGAGCUGGGAGGAGUCGUGUAGUCGCUGUGCUUUCGCUCAAGUUAUAUCGCCGAACUUCUCCAUUAUUUUUUUCAUUACGUCUGUGGCUUUUCCCUACGCCGUGGUGGUGACGCUGUACACGAUGCUGCUCGUGCUGGCGAUCAAGAUGCAGAAGUCGCGCUACGGGGGCUCCUACACCGGCCGGUCCUCCGCCAGGUCGUCGAACUUCAGACUCUCUCUCAUGUCGAAGAAGUCUGCCAAGUCCACCAAGUCCAACUCAACAACCACCACGACCAGCUCCUCGAGUGGAUCCCUGAAGAAGGCUGGCCGGCGGCAGAUGCGGCGGAAGGCCCUGGAGGAGUACAAGGCUACCCUGCCGGACUUCGCCGAGCGGGACGUCACGACCAAGCUGAUUGCGUACAGAUCGGUGUCCGGGGAGGAGGAGGCGACGGCGGGCGGGCCGAAGGGAGGGGGAGGUAAUGCUGUGGUGGAUGGUUAUAACGCCGAAGGAGGAGGGAGACAGGAAAAUGAAGUCUUGUACAAAAAUGCGGAUGACGAUCAGACGAGAGAUUCACAAGAAGAUGGGAAUAAAGUGGACAGACCUUAUACUACUGAGGAAGAAAUUCCAUACAUUUCGCCAAAGAACGCUGAAGAUGAUAUCGAAAGUGAACGAGACGAUUGUGUAAAUGAAGGAAUGGUAGAACAAGAUGAAAUAGUGACAAAUACUGACGAAGUACAAAAUGAAGAAAAGGACGACAGCCAUACUGAUCAAGAACAAGAACAGGCACAAGAACGUUCGUCAGCGAACAUAGAAAACUCUCCCGAACCUCGUGAAACGGACGAAAAAUCAGGUAACCGAGACAGCAUUGAGUCCUCAGAAGUAUCCCCUCCUACAAAGAUGACAGACGAAGAAAACGGCGGCGCAGAGAAAACGGAAGACAGCGCAUCUAGAAGGAGGACUUGGCUACCCACGAAAUACUUUAAUCGAGUCAUGACAGAUACGAGAGACAAAGUCCUCUUCCUCAAGAAAUGCCGAGCCGUCAAAACUGUCAUCCUCAUCAUCGGUUCAUUUACAGCUACAUACGUCCCCUUCGUUGUAGGCGUCAUGGUCUAUUGCCUCGAAGAAAAGAAAAGGGAAUGCCUUUUACACCUGCUGAACACCUUGCUGUACUGUGGCGUUGUGGCGAACUCCCUGGCCAACCCGAUGCUGUAUGCUUACGGGUACAGGGAAUUCAGACUCAAAACUAGGAGGUUUAAGGGCGUCUUUGCGAGGGAGAGAACGAGGGUUGUGGCUUGAUUUGUUUUAUAACUAGAAAAAAACAGUUUAUAUUUAGGUAUUGUAAAUAUUUUGAAAUUCGGAUACGGUAGAAGUUUACAAUCCUUGCCGAAAUCCCCAACUCAAGCUAAUAACCUUGGUGGAUUCCAUGGGGGUUAUGGGAAUUUUGUCAAGUAAAAGAAAAAUGAGAAAGUGGAAAACUCCAGCCAAGUAACAAAUAGAAAAAUCCGGGCACGGAAGAUCCGACCGGGGCCCUCGGUGAACGCAUAAAUGAAUGAACCAUCCUAAAGGCACAAAUUACCACAAAGGUUGGCUUUGCCCCCGGACCCCUCCUGAUCGCCGCUUCUCCGUAGACGGAGCUCCGCAACGGGACCACUUCACAAUCACAAUCACUUCAUUUACUUAGCUCCUUUCUAAUCUCUGUGUUUCCUACCCGACAGCUUCAACCAUUUAAAAAUGCAACUUCGGUUUACGUUAUGGUGAAGCGAAGGGUUGUUGGGAAGUGACGGACUUCUGCAGCUGCUACACGAGUAUUUUACUUCACUGAAUGUCGCGUUAUCUUUGAGAGCGUAACAAUACCGUUGAGUUUCUUCUUCUUUUUCUUCUUCUUCUUGGUUAUCAAUCAGCGGCAUGUUUUCACCUGAAUAUCGAUCAAGAAUUCGGAAAUACAAGUAGCACUGUAAGCAAACUUCUCUCCUUAAGCGAGCGACCUGUCAAGAGAGAACUGUCAAAUUUGCCGGUAGAUGACUCUGCAUGCGCAACAUACGAAUGUACAAGCAUUUCUAAUAAAAGUACGUAAACGUGUAAGGUUUGCAGAAGAGUUUAAAGAAAUUACACUUAUAAGGUUUGCUAAUUUCCUGCAAUACAUUUUCGUCGAUUGCCUCGCAUCGGUUCGCUUCUACAGAGUAACUUAAAUAUCAAUAAAUAUAGUUCUUCAUUGUCUACAGUACUACUAUCUUGGAGUUCCUCUAAUAAUUUCUUUAAUAGUUUCUCUAAUCUUAAUAUUAACAAAAUCAUUUGACACUGGGACAAAUAC
This is a messenger RNA of Penaeus monodon (black tiger shrimp), 3384 nucleotides long. Its product is annotated as muscarinic acetylcholine receptor gar-2-like. The transcript is spliced from 6 exons. Gene Ontology annotation, biological process: adenylate cyclase-activating adrenergic receptor signaling pathway. Gene Ontology annotation, molecular function: G protein-coupled receptor activity. The record is from RefSeq and is a predicted model, not a curated record. Gene Ontology annotation, cellular component: membrane. Lineage: Eukaryota; Metazoa; Arthropoda; Malacostraca; Decapoda; Penaeidae. The coding region runs from base 531 to 2369 and encodes 612 amino acids.